Messenger RNA from Perognathus longimembris pacificus (Pacific pocket mouse), 699 nucleotides. RefSeq names its product gametocyte specific factor 1 (gene Gtsf1). Bases 99 to 602 code for a protein of 167 amino acids. NCBI's taxonomy places the organism in Eukaryota, Metazoa, Chordata, Mammalia, Rodentia, Heteromyidae. The transcript is spliced from 9 exons. The record is from RefSeq and is a predicted model, not a curated record.
GGGGCCGUGGCUGUGGCUUGGGCGGCUGUAGCGGUGGCUCCUGUUGUGAGACCAAUUCUUGCUUGGACUGAGUUGAAAACAGCUCCUGGGUUUUCAGCAUGGAAGACACUUACAUCGACUCUCUGGACCCCGAAAAGCUAUUGCAAUGCCCAUAUGAUAAAAAUCACCAGAUCAGGGCCUGCAGGUUUCCUUACCAUCUCAUCAAGUGCAGAAAGAAUCAUCCUGAUGUUGCAAACAAAUUGGCCACUUGUCCCUUCAAUGCUCGCCAUCAGGUUCCUCGGGCUGAAAUCAGUCAUCAUAUCUCAAGCUGUGAUGAUAAGAGUUGUAUUGAACAGGAUGUGGUCAACCAGACCAGGAACCUUAAACAGGAAACUCUAGCAGAAAGCACAUGGCAGUGCCCUCCUUGUGAUGAAGACUGGGAUAAAGAUUUGUGGGAACAAACUAGCACACCAUUUGUCUGGGGCACAGCCAACUUCUGUGGCAACAACAGUCCAGCAAACAACAUAGUUAUGGAACAUAAGAGUAACCUGGCUUCUGGCAUGAGAGUUCCCAAGUCUUUACCAUAUGUUCUGCCAUGGAAAAACAAUGGGAAUGCACAGUAACUGAACAUCUUAAAUGCCAGCCAGAUCCUAGAAGACUCUUACUCCUGAUUCCUCCUACCCAAAUAUUCUUCAUUUUGUGCUCCUUAUCUAAUAAAAC